Molecule: messenger RNA, 403 nt
Organism: Colossoma macropomum (tambaqui)
Lineage: Eukaryota; Metazoa; Chordata; Actinopteri; Characiformes; Serrasalmidae
Gene: polr2k
Product: RNA polymerase II, I and III subunit K
Exons: 4
Coding region: 70-246 (58 amino acids)
Biological process (GO): DNA-templated transcription
Cellular component (GO): RNA polymerase I complex; RNA polymerase II, core complex; RNA polymerase III complex
Molecular function (GO): zinc ion binding; DNA binding; DNA-directed RNA polymerase activity
Source: RefSeq, a predicted model, not a curated record
GUCGCCUCGCAAACGCAAUACGGCGCAUGCGCAGAGUGUUGAGUAACGCAGGGCUCGCGCGUGUUGGCGAUGGAUUCUCAAAAAGAUCUGCAGCCCCCGAAACAGCAGCCCAUGAUCUACAUCUGUGGAGAAUGUCACACAGAAAAUGAGAUUAAAGCCAGAGACCCCAUCAGAUGCAGAGAGUGCGGCUACAGGAUCAUGUACAAGAAGAGGACGAAGAGAUUGGUCGUGUUCGACGCCCGAUGAGCUGCAGGAUGGAUUUCCCUUCCAAGCCCAGACUGUCGUUAGAUUAAUGUGCUUUUGUUUCCUUCUUUAUUUUCUUUUUGCUCCAUUUCAGAUGGAACUGUAAAUAAGUGUACACAGGUUGAAUGAUCAGAAAUACAGUUUUCUUUAAAAAUGCUGA